Messenger RNA from Penicillium soppii, 816 nucleotides. RefSeq names its product HpcH/HpaI aldolase family protein. Lineage: Eukaryota; Fungi; Ascomycota; Eurotiomycetes; Eurotiales; Aspergillaceae. Gene Ontology annotation, molecular function: aldehyde-lyase activity. The transcript is spliced from 6 exons. Gene Ontology annotation, cellular component: cytoplasm. The coding region runs from base 1 to 816 and encodes 271 amino acids. The record is from RefSeq and is a predicted model, not a curated record.
AUGUCUUCAGCUAUCACCCUUCGCUCAGCCCUGUCAACUACUCCAGUAUCAUACGGCUUCUGGUUAACGCUCCCCAGCGCCGCCGUUGCAAAGACCAUCCUCCGCCGCAGCCCCCAGUACUCAGAGGGCGGAUUCAGCUGGGUACUAGUUGACGCCGAACACGGAUUGAUCAAUGACAGCCACUAUUAUGAGCUCAACAACGCCAUUGGCCACGAAGGAGCAAGCCCUAUAAUUCGAGUCCCCUGGCCCGAAGAAUGGAUGAUCAAGCGAGCUCUUGAUUCUGGUGCCCACGGUAUUAUGACUCCCAUGUGUCACAGUGCAGAGGAUGCUGCUAAGGUCGUCAGCUACUGUAAGUACCCACCAGUUGGAGUCCGAGGCUACGGACCCAUGUUCGCACCACAUGCAUUCCCUGGCGUGAAGCCCAGCGAGUAUGAUGAGAAGACACAUGGCGAAGUGCUUGUGAUUGUACAGAUUGAGUCUCGGCCCGGUGUUGAGAACGUGGAGAAGAUUGCCGCGGUGGAGGGUCUUGAUGUGCUUUUCAUAGGACCAUUCGAUCUCGCGAAGCAGAUGCGUGUCACUCGUGGCGGUGAAGAGCAUGAGUCUGCUAUCAAACGUGUUCUGGCCGCGGCAAAGUCAUCGGGCAAAAAGGCUGCUAUCUUCUGCUCUGACGGCGAUGACGCCCUUCGUCGCACUCAGCAAGGCUUCGAUAUGGUCUCUAUCAUCACUGAUGUUGCUGUGUUUGGAGAUGGCAUGCUGCGCGAAUUAGAAAAGGCCAAGGGCAAUGCUCAGGUGGAAGGAAAGCGGGACGGUUAUUAA